Molecule: messenger RNA, 2280 nt
Organism: Dinoponera quadriceps
Lineage: Eukaryota; Metazoa; Arthropoda; Insecta; Hymenoptera; Formicidae
Product: armadillo repeat-containing protein 6 homolog
Exons: 5
Coding region: 200-1585 (461 amino acids)
Biological process (GO): hematopoietic progenitor cell differentiation
Molecular function (GO): protein binding
Source: RefSeq, a predicted model, not a curated record
UCUCACCGAGAAAAUCGGAACUCCCAACGUUGUGUGGGUCAGCGCAUGCAGUGUUCUCAGACGGAGGGAAAGAAGUGGUUCAUGAACGGAUGAUUCUUUCUCUCCGACUGGGAACACUCGGAUCGUACGCUCUCCUCGCUCGUUCUCAUCUCCUUAUAUAGUGAAUCGGGACACCGAAGAGAAGGUAGCCGCUGUUAUCAUGAGCAACACGAUCACCCAGGAGGCCUACGAUGAGGUCGUCAGGGAAUUCAUGCAGGAUUUCCUCAUGACCGCCGAAGAGGCUAUCGACGACGCCGUCAGGCACUUCGAAACUCAGGGAAUAGACCUGAGCAACAUCGUCAAAGACUUAGCCCUCUCUGACAAGUACGAACCGAUAAUAACACGUCUGGAACGACUGACGUUCGCUGUGAGAGACAAGAGCUAUGAGCUCGUGCCCGAAACGUUGCAAGAAUUGCGCACAGAACUGGACAAGGACAUCGGACACCGGGUGUUCGCGGGCAAACAGAAGUGCUACAAUAUCCUGCUCGACCUUUUGAAAGACUGCCGAAAGAAUCACGCGAUAGUGAAAUCCGCGCUAAAGACCAUCACGUCGCUGAUGACCGGCAAUCCGGACUUACUGGACGACGACGGUAUCGCGCUACAGAUAGAGAUGUUGGAGAAGUAUCACGACAUCGCGACGUUGCAAUACCUGUUACGUUGGAUACGAGAGUGCUGCAUAAAGCAUGAACUGAACAGGCAAAAGAUCUUCGAUGCCAAUAUCUUUGAGAGACUCAAGAAGAUAUUAGUGCGCGAAGACGCGAGCGUGGCUGAGAUCAAGGACGCGUGCUCGGUCAUCAGAGCCUUAGUCCUGGACGAUGACAUCAGGCACGAAUAUGGAAAGGCUCAUGAACACGCAACUGUCAUCGCGAAGGGUGCUCUCGAUAUUCUCACAGGAUUAUUAUCAAGAUUCCUGAAAGAUAAGACUGUAGUAGGAGACCUGAUGAUCACGUUGGCCGCAUUGAUCGUUCGAAACGAAUUCUGUCAAGAAGUCGAAGACGCUGGCGGCCUGAAAUUCGUUCAGGAUAUAAUGAUCGAUUAUCCGGACUCUGAGAAAUUAAACUGGCAGGCUUUGAAAUUGUUGAAAGCGCUCGCCGGCAAUGACAACGUGAAAUCUCACAUUGUGACUUCCGGAUGCGCGCCUAUAAUCGUAUCCGCUGUUAGCCGAAUGAAGACGGCGGAGUAUGUCGUGACCGCAGGAUUGGGUUGCAUAUCCGCGUUAUCUUUACGAAGCACUUCUAACGCCGGCGUGUUCUACGACUGCGGCGCGCCCCAAGUCAUCGUAGACGCCAUGAAAGCGUAUCCUAAGAACACGAGCGUCCUGAGACAAGCUUGCUGGGCGAUCAGGAACAUGUCGGUGCGAAAUAAGUCCGAGUCCGCGGAAUUUGUGGCGUACGGUGUCGAAGAUGUGCUGCAGAACGCGAUUCGCAUGCACGGUGCCAAGUUGGAUAACGACGCGAAGGCCGCAUUGAGAGAUCUCGGCCUCAAGGUAGAUCUGAAGGAGAGAUGGACGGGGAAAGGCGUCAAUCUGAACAACGAGCGUCAAUGAUCACCGACAUAUAACAUUCGAACUAUUUAUGUUACCGUGGUGCAACGGUAGCUCGCUAGUUCGAAUUUUGACUCGCUCGUUAUUUAAGCCGCAGCCGUCUUGAUUAAUAGCGGAUAAACGUGCCGAUAAACUAACGGUAACGCGUUACAAUAAUGUUAUAAUUUCUCACUCAACAAUGGAUAUGGAUAACUGGCAUGGAUAAGAGAACUUGCAGAGGGUGCAGUUCAUCGAUAUCGAGAUUCGUUCUCAUGCGGAACUGCAUCCCAUCCCGGUUCUCGAACUGGCACAUCCGCAUUCCAAUGAGCGUCUUGACGACUGUAAACAACUUGACUCAAACGCUCUUGACAAUAAUAGGGCAAGUAUUCAAAAUUUUAUUCAGGAUAUUAUCCAAUCGGCAAACGGAAGAGCGAAAUGAUUUUUUAAAGCUGACUAGCAAUAUCAAAUGAAAAUUUCACGGUAUACCGAUAAUGUUAGCAAGGAGAUUAUUACUGAAAUUAUGAAUAGAGAGCGAAGAUCCGCUAAUUUAAUUCUUUACAAUAUUAGAUUUAAUUAAUGACGUCGACUUCAAUUACAUGUCAAUCUUCAAAUUUAUUGUAAUAAAAUUUUUACAUGUGUAAUUCUUGCGACUAAUUAUUCUUUUGUACCAAAGGGAUGAAACUCGCAUAAAUAAAGGAAAUGAAAUAUUCGAAACGUAA